Molecule: messenger RNA, 1644 nt
Organism: Penicillium griseofulvum
Lineage: Eukaryota; Fungi; Ascomycota; Eurotiomycetes; Eurotiales; Aspergillaceae
Product: putative choline transport protein
Exons: 3
Coding region: 1-1644 (547 amino acids)
Biological process (GO): amino acid transport; transmembrane transport
Cellular component (GO): membrane
Molecular function (GO): transmembrane transporter activity
Source: RefSeq, a predicted model, not a curated record
AUGAUGGCAUUCUCAAGACAAUCAUCUCAGGACACCGACAUGUCCGCGAAAGUCCACACCGGAAUUGACGAAGUACGGCUAGAAUCCACACUUGGGCAUAAGCAAGAGCUGUCGCGGAACUUUGGACUGUGGAGUUUGACCAGCUUGGGGAUUGUCAUUGCAAACUCUUGGGCUUCAUCAGGGGGUACAAUCGUCGCAGCGCUCCAAAAUGGCGGUCCGAUGGCUGUUCUCUACGGGCUGAUUAUUGUCAGCAUAUUUUACACGCUCAUCUCGGCUUCUCUGGCUGAACUUGCCUCCUCCAUGCCUUCUGCCGGUGGAGUAUACUACUGGGCAUCAGUCUUGAGCCGGAGUCGAGGCCGCACAACAGGGUUCUUUACUGGGUAUUUGAAUGCUUGCGCGUGGUUGUUGUCAGCUUCAUCGAUGAGCUCCAUGUUGGGGAAUGAGGGUGUGGCGAUGUAUCUACUUCGAUACCCGACUGUGAAGUGGCAACCCUGGCAAGUAUUUAUCGGCUUCCAGAUUGUCAAUUGGAUGUGUUGUGCCAUUGUAUGUUUGGGUAAUCGGUUCAUUCCUCUUAUCAACCGAAUCGCCCUUACUCUUUCGAUGUGUGGCCUCAUUACAACCGUGGUGGUUCUCACGGUGAUGCCGAAAAAGCAUGCUAGCAAUGCCCAGGUGUGGACUGAGUAUCAUAACAACACGGGUGGAUGGUCGGACGGAAUCUGUUUCAUGACUGGUCUGUUGAAUGCUGCAUUUGCAGUUGGAGUCCCAGACUGUAUUAGCCAUUUAUCAGAAGAAGUCCCUAAACCCGAGAUCAAGGUCCCGCAAGGCAUAAUGCUGCAAAUGCUCACGGCCUUUGUCACAUCCUUUGUGUACUUGAUCGCCCUCUUCUACUCCAUACAAGAUCUAGACGCCGUCUUUGCAAGCAACAUUGGCUUUUUCCCAACCGCCGAAAUCUACAGACAAGCGACAGGCUCUAACGCAGGCGCCGUCGGUCUGAUUGCGGUGCUAUUUCUCGCAACCUUCCCGACUCUAAUCGGGACAUUCGUGACAGGCGGUCGAAUGUGGUGGAGUCUAGCACGCGAUAAUGCAACUCCUUUCUCGAAAUAUUUCGCCCAAGUGCACCCGACACUAAACUGCCCCGUGCGUGCCACAGUUGCUAUGAGCGCGCUCGUCACUUGUUUAGGGUGUAUAUACAUCGGCAGCACGACAGCAUUCCAAGCACUGAUCUCAUCGUUUAUUGUACUCAGCUCACUGUCCUACUUCGGAGCCAUUCUUCCUCAUGUUUUGUCUGGUCGUGGAAACAUGGUCCCUGGGCCGUUUUAUAUGGGGCAGAAACUUGGGAUGGCGGUUAAUAUUGUUUCUUUAUUGUAUAUUGCGGUUACUGUUGUUUUCUUCUGUUUCCCCUUGGUGUUGCCGGCCACAGUUCAAAACAUGAACUAUACCAGUGUGAUCGUUGUGGGCUCUCUGGCUCUCACUUCCUUCUGGUGGAUGUUCCGUGGAAGACGUCAAUACAGUGGCCCACAAUAUAGCUUUGAGGCUGCUGAGCAAUUGGCUGGUUUCCAAGAGGGCAAGAAGGGUCGUCGAUCUUUUAUUCACCUUGUGGGGGUUUCGGCUGUUGGACCGAGUGAGCAUGGGAAUGCUUCCUGA